Molecule: messenger RNA, 1271 nt
Organism: Merops nubicus (carmine bee-eater)
Lineage: Eukaryota; Metazoa; Chordata; Aves; Coraciiformes; Meropidae
Gene: SCAMP1
Product: secretory carrier membrane protein 1
Exons: 8
Coding region: 108-971 (287 amino acids)
Biological process (GO): protein transport
Cellular component (GO): recycling endosome membrane; trans-Golgi network membrane
Source: RefSeq, a predicted model, not a curated record
UCUUCUAGGAUCCUUCUGUUACGCAGGUGACAAGAAAUAUUCCUCCAGGGCUAGAUGAGUACAAUCCUUUCUCUGAUUCAAGAACACCUCCUCCAGGAAAUGUGAAGAUGCCUAAUGUGCCCAGUACCCAGCCAGCAAUAAUGAAACCAACAGAAGAACCACCUGCUUACACACAAAUCUCAAAGGAGCAUGCGUUGGCCCAGGCAGAAUUGCUCAAGCGUCAAGAAGAAUUGGAGAGAAAAGCUGCAGAACUAGAUCGCAGAGAAAGGGAAAUGCAGAGUCUCAAUCAGCAGGGGGGUAGAAAAAAUAACUGGCCACCUCUUCCUGAGAAUUUUCCAGUAGGUCCUUGUUUUUACCAGGACUUUUCUGUAGACAUACCUGUAGAAUUCCAGAAGACAGUAAAGAUUAUGUACUAUUUGUGGAUGUUCCAUACAGUGACACUGUUUCUUAAUAUCUUUGGAUGCUUGGCCUGGUUUUACGUUGAUGCUUCACGAGGGGUUGAUUUUGGAUUGAGUAUUCUGUGGUUCUUGCUUUUUACUCCUUGCUCAUUUGUCUGCUGGUACAGACCACUUUAUGGAGCUUUCAGGAGCGACAGUUCAUUCAGGUUCUUCGUGUUCUUCUUUGUAUAUAUCUGUCAGUUUGCUGUACAUGUGCUUCAAGCUGCAGGAUUUCAAAGAUGGGGAAACUGUGGGUGGAUUUCAUCUCUUACCGGUCUUAAUAAGAGUAUCCCUGUUGGCAUUAUGAUGAUAAUCAUAGCUGCACUUUUCACAGCAUCUGCUGUUAUCUCAUUAGUUAUGUUCAAAAAGGUGCACGGUCUCUACCGCACGACUGGCGCGAGUUUUGAGAAAGCACAGCAGGAGUUUGCCACAGGAGUGAUGUCCAACAAAACUGUCCAGACUGCUGCAGCCAACGCCGCAUCGACAGCAGCCACCAGCGCGGCCCAAAACGCCUUCAAGGGCAACCGGAUGUAGGGAAGCGCGAGGUCAUCGCAACUCUCUGCAGUUCUGCUUCGUUCUCCAGUCACUUACUAUAUUCCCUGAAAGCCUAGAUCAGAAUUCACACAGCAUGUUUGUCUCUUCCACAGCUGUGCAUGGGUAAAAUGGGAAAUGGUUUAUUUUAUUUUAAAUCUAUUUAUUUUAAGAAGGUAACCAUUCUUUGCCCUUCUUUAAGGUGUUGCAUUCUAGAACAUAAAACCUUCCGUAUUUUAUGGAGGAUAAAUAAUUUCAGUAAUUGGUCUGAGAAUGGUGUAUAAUGAUCAAAUAAAUGUAUUA